AUGGCGACUAUAAACAGACAGAAUGAUCUCGCUAUUGAACUUUGCAGGCUGCAUACACCGGGAAAGCCUUUGGUCCUCACAAACGUCUACGAUGCAGCCACUGCCUCCAUUGUCGCUAAUAAUCCCUCCACUAAAGCCAUCGCUACCGCUAGCUAUGCCGUCGCCGCUGCUCAAGGCAUCGCUGAUGAAGACUUGACCUUGACUCGGAAUUUGGCUACUGUACGCUCUAUUUCGGCUGUCUUAAGACCAAAGGACGAGUCGACAAGUGAAAAGCAGACUGACACUCUCCCACGGCUUCCAUUGACAGUAGAUAUCCAAGACGGGUAUGAUGAUGUUGCGGCAACAAUCCGCGAGAUCAUCAAGCUAAAAGCCGUGGGAUGCAAUCUGGAAGACUUUGACAAUGCCAACCGGCGCUUGCGGCCCAUCGAAGAAGCCGUCGAGCGGAUUCAGCUGGGCCUACAGGCCGCAAGGGAAGCAGGUGUUCCUGACUUCGUAAUCAACGCCCGGACAGAUGUGCUCAUUGGGCAGCAUGGUCAGAAAGGAGGAUCAAUUGACGACGCGAUUGAGAGAGGAAGGGCGUAUCUUAAAGCCGGAGCCUGCACGGUCUUCGUCUGGGGCGGUUCUCAGAGAGGAGUGUCUCGGGCUGAAAUCGAGGCACUAGCAGCGGCCUUUGAGGGGCGACUAAAUGUCAAGCUGGUUCUUCAAGAGGGAUAUUUGACAGUCUCUGAACUUCAAACUAUGGGGGUUGCGCGGAUCAGUGUUGGUCCUGAGCUGUAUCGGGCUGCCAUGAAAGCGUUCCAGGAGAAGGCCGACUUGGUGUUGAGUGCUUGUGGUUAG
Molecule: messenger RNA, 837 nt
Organism: Aspergillus clavatus NRRL 1
Lineage: Eukaryota; Fungi; Ascomycota; Eurotiomycetes; Eurotiales; Aspergillaceae
Product: isocitrate lyase/PEP mutase family protein
Exons: 1
Coding region: 1-837 (278 amino acids)
Molecular function (GO): catalytic activity
Source: RefSeq, a predicted model, not a curated record